AUGUCGAGACAAGAUGAUCCUGAUUCUGCAGCUGCUGCUCGCUCUGAGUCUGAGAGCAGAUGGAUAUGACUGGUACCAAGUUUUAAAUUGUGCCUUCAGUUCGUCAGAUCUCUCAGAUCUGGAAUUCAUCGACACGUUUUAUUUCAAUAAGGAUCCAGUGAUCCGGUUUAACAGCACGGUGGGGAGGUUUGUAGGGUUCACCGAGUUCGGAGUGCACAAUGCAGAGCGCUGGAAUAAAGGACCUUUUCUACAGCAGGAGAGAGCUGAGCUGGACAGAUACUGCAAACCUAACGUAAAAUUAGACAUCACUCAUAUCCUGGAGAAAACAGUCAAGCCGAAGAUCCGUCUCACAUCAGAAAAGCAGGCCAGUCAGGGUCACCCAGCCCUGCUGAUGUGCAGCGCGUAUGGCUUCUACCCCCCAGCCAUCGACAUGUACUGGCUGAGAGACGGUGAAAAGGUGACCUCUGAUGUGGUGUCCACUGAGGAGAUGGCUGAUGGAAACUGGUACUACCAGAUCCACUCCCACCUGGAGUACACGCCCACAUCUGGAGAGAAGAUCUCCUGUGUGGUGGAGCACGCCAGCUCUAAGAAGCCCAUCAUUGUUGACUGGGGAGGUUCUUUUCCUGAUUCUGACCGGGACAAGAUUUUUAUCGGAGCUUCAGGGUUCGUGUUGGGGAUCAUCCUGUCCACUGCUGGAUUCCUCUACUACAAGAAGAAAUCUCCAGAGUUCCUGUGAAGUUCACUGCUGGUUCUUCUGAUGAUGUAGAGGAGUCGUCUUUAAUGUCAGGUGGUGAAGCACUGAAGUCUGUAAUACAGCUUUAAUUACCUGCGUUGUGUUUACAGAAUUAAUGUUAGACGUCUUUCAUUUUCAAGAAUUUGUUACAAAACUAAACAUCAAUGUUUGCUUAAGCAUGAGCCGAUAUUUUGCUUUGCGGACGUCUUUGUUAUGUUAAUAAUGAGAGAAACAUGUUUUGGUUUCUGGACAGGUUUUGGUAAAAAGAACCCAUUUUAAAGCACAUAUUGAAGUUCUGGUCACACUUUAUUUGGAUGGUCCCCUAUAGAGGCUCAACAGCUACUUAAUGAUUUAACAAACUUUCUGGUGAUGUUGAGGUUUGGGCUAGAAGUAGAUGUUUUUACCCUGAGCUUGAGGUCAGGUUAAGGGAUAGAUUUAAUAAAUUAUUUCACACUGAACUUGAAGCUCAUUUGAAUUGAACUGAUAUUUAGUUGAAUGUUACUUAAAAGGACGACUGAAUAUUUACAAAACACCUACAGUGGACCAUCCAAAUAAGAUGUUACCGAAGUUUUAAAUACUCCAUUGGGGUAUUAAACAAAACUAGACCAAAGUACAAUGAAACAAAGAAGUGUUUGAACUAGAUCCAUGUGCUUUCAGACAUUGGUCCCUCUCUGACUUUGCUAUGGGAAAUAAUGCCUUUUUAAAUAAAUGUAGUAUCUAUAAUUUGAUAUUUUGGACUAUACCAAGAGAAACAGAAAAGGUAUAAAAGGUUCAUUGUGGGUUAUCCAGGAUACCUCUUCAAAAAUAACAGUACAGGGUGAUUCACUUGAAAGAGGCCCUGAAUAUUCUGCAAUAACUCUCACUAGGAUGAAUUAAUCUGAGUGCAACAACCUGCAAUGAGCUCCUCAGUAUAUGGAGCUUCAAACAGGCUGGGAUACCCCUGCAUCGGAGUGAUGACGUAGGCGUCGGGCAGCCAUCGCGAUGUUGACCCCUCUAACGCUUGCUGAUUGGUUCAGGAACAUGGAGCGUUGCAUCUAAAUGUGUCUGCCAGAAAACUGAGGUCACUUGCAGCAUCACAGGUGAUGCAAUCGAUUACACACACGUCAAGCUGUGUAGUAUAUUUGUUUUGGUUCAGAUUUCUUCAUCCUAUCAGGAGUUACAGCAGAAUAUCCGGGGCCUCUUUCAAGUGAAUCUCCCUGUAUAAAGUCCUUGUGGACUGGUGUAUUAGCAGUCCAUAGCAUUUCAGUAGUAGGUUAAGCUUUAUCAUCACUGCAGCUGGCUUUCCAGUUUCUGUUGUGAUCAGUAUGUGUAACAUUAUUAAAUUAGAUGUUGAAUUGCCUGUUGACUUUAUUAAAAGCAGUAAAAUACACACAUUUCUUAGUGUUUCUUUUACGUCAAUUACACUGAUUAUAUGAUUGAGUUGAUGGAAGCAAACAUUUUAUUAAUGUAAAUUUCAGAGUCACAAUUAUGGAUUUGUAAACAACUUGUUUACCAGUUUAUCUGAUCACACAGGCAGAUACAUGAUCAGUAUUCUCCUCAAGAACCUGACACUUGUUUGGUAACCUGCCCAAAGCAAACAGCAGAUUAUUAUAUUAGUUUCUGUUCUUGGUCUCAAUCAAAGAAAGACUGGUGCUAAACUGCUCGGUCCUAAAGCUGGAACAAACCAGCAACACUUGAUUUGACUCAUUAAACUAGUAUUUGAUUUAAAAAUACUGACUUAAACUAAGCAGUCUUGCACCCACGGGUGUGGGUGAGCAGUGAGGCCUCAGCAGGAUUACUGUGCCUCUUGGAUAUGAGAUCUUAGUUGAUGUUGCCUGAUGUGGCCUCCAGAUAUUGUUAUAAGUUACUGUUUAAAAUGGAUCUGGUGGAAACCUCAACAUUAAGCCUUUAGUAAUAUUUUGUACAGUCUACACAUCUUUUUGUUAGUUUUUUCUUUUGCUCCAAGGUGGAGCUCAAAAUAUGGCUUAAAUGCUGCUGCCAUGUGUCCAAAACCACUGGUUGAAUGCAAUUUACUCUCAAAAUGUCCUCAAGUCUUCUUGGCAUGGAUUCCACAAGAUCCUGGUCCAUGUUGACCUGAUUGCGUCAUGAAAUUCCUGAAGUUCCAACUGUUUUGAGUGUGUUGCAGCUUUGAAAUUCAGAAUUAGUUUACGUUUACAAAAGUUAUUAAAACAUACGAAAUAUUAAAAACCAUUUCUUUGUUCUUUUGUCAGUUAAAUAAAGGUUUGAGAGAAUCAACAAA
Molecule: messenger RNA, 2972 nt
Organism: Pygocentrus nattereri (red-bellied piranha)
Lineage: Eukaryota; Metazoa; Chordata; Actinopteri; Characiformes; Serrasalmidae
Product: DLA class II histocompatibility antigen, DR-1 beta chain-like
Exons: 6
Coding region: 14-736 (240 amino acids)
Biological process (GO): positive regulation of T cell activation; immune response; antigen processing and presentation of exogenous peptide antigen via MHC class II
Cellular component (GO): MHC class II protein complex; membrane
Molecular function (GO): MHC class II protein complex binding
Source: RefSeq, a predicted model, not a curated record